AUGAGUGAGCAAGAACAGAGAACGCCUAGGAAAAGGGCGAUUAGACUAAUUACUCGAGCUAAGACGCCAACUAGAGGCGGUGCUCGAGCCGCCAACGCCGCUAUUGCUGCUGCACUUGCUGCUCCGCCUGUUGCUCCACCUGCUGGGAUUCCACCAGGGAAUGUAGUUGCGGAUAGACCUAUACACCAAUUGGUGGAACAGUUUUUGAAGUUGAAUCCGCCAAAGUUCACUGGUACAGGAGAUCUAGAAACUGCUUCUCGCUGGGUUCGAGAUUUAGGGAAAGCAUUUGCACUUUUAAGGAUAAUGCCGGUAUCUGGUGGACAGGCUGUUCAAGAGAACGUAUUUCCAGAAGGAGUAAUUCCAACAUGGGAUGCCUUUCUUAGGGCAUUUAAUGAACAGUAUUUCUCGAAGAAUGCCAGAGAACAGAAAAUGGAUGAAUUCCAACGUCUCCGCCAGGGAUCAAUGACUGUUGACCAGUAUGAGGUCAAGUUUGCAGAGCUUUCUCAAUAUGCUCCAAGGCUGAUAGAGGAUCCUGAAGAAAAGGCUCGAAGAUUCAAGAAUGGUCUUCGAUUGGAGCUGAAGCAACCAUUGGUGCCUUUUGACCUGCAUGACUAUCGGGAAAUUUACCGACGAGCUCAACUGAUAGAAAGGGAUCUGAAUGAACAAGCUGCUGCGUCAGGGUCGAGGUUUAAUGCACACAGAAACAGUAUCAGGUUCGGGAAGAAGCCUAUGGUCGGAAGAAGGUACCCCAUUCCACCUAAUAGGAAAGGUGGGGUGGGUAAGUCAGCACCCAGCAAUAAUGGAGCCUGCCGUUUCUGUGGAAAACAACACGGAUCUGCACCGUGCUAUACUAGGACAUGA
Eucalyptus grandis is the source of this 861-nucleotide messenger RNA. RefSeq lists its product as uncharacterized. The transcript is spliced from 3 exons. NCBI's taxonomy places the organism in Eukaryota, Viridiplantae, Streptophyta, Magnoliopsida, Myrtales, Myrtaceae. Bases 1 to 861 code for a protein of 286 amino acids. The record is from RefSeq and is a predicted model, not a curated record.